Puntigrus tetrazona (Sumatra barb) is the source of this 3478-nucleotide messenger RNA. It is a transcript of the gene carm1, whose product is annotated as coactivator-associated arginine methyltransferase 1. The record is from RefSeq and is a predicted model, not a curated record. The transcript is spliced from 16 exons. Gene Ontology annotation, molecular function: protein-arginine N-methyltransferase activity. The coding region runs from base 110 to 1876 and encodes 588 amino acids. Gene Ontology annotation, biological process: peptidyl-arginine methylation. NCBI's taxonomy places the organism in Eukaryota, Metazoa, Chordata, Actinopteri, Cypriniformes, Cyprinidae.
CGCGAGAUGUGGCCAUGUGGAGGCAGUAGUAAGUCAGGCCUAGCUUGACCACUGACUGCAGGGGAGAUCUGAGCCGCUGAGCUGCUGUCUGACUCUGCCCAGAUCGAAGAUGGCGGUGUCGGUGUUCUCAGGCGUGCGCCUCCUCUCCAUCGGAGACGCCAACGGAGACAUACAGCGGCAUUCAGAGCAGCAGCCUCUGCGGCUAGAAAUCAAAAUCAACCAGGACGUGGCUCUCAUAAGCCUCUCGAACAAUGAGGAAACGUGUGUCUUCAAGUGUUCAGUAUCACGAGAGACCGAAUGCAGUCGUGUUGGGAAGCAGUCCUUCAUCAUUACUCUGGGCUGUAACAGUGUCCUUCUGCAGUUUGCAUCUCCAGCAGAUUUCUCGUCGUUCUAUAACCUCCUGAAGAAUUGCCGUGGACAUGGGGGUGAACACUCUGUCUUCAGUGAGAGGACGGAGGAGUCCUCAGCUGUACAGUAUUUUCAGUUUUAUGGCUACCUCUCUCAGCAACAAAACAUGAUGCAGGAUUACGUGCGAACUGGAACAUAUCAACGGGCCAUCCUCCAGAAUCAUACUGACUUCAAGGAUAAAGUGGUGCUGGAUGUUGGCUGUGGCUCUGGGAUUCUGUCAUUUUUCGCAGCUCAGGCUGGUGCUCGUAAAGUGUAUGCUGUGGAGGCCAGCACCAUGGCUCAACAUGCAGAGGUUCUCGUAAAUAGUAACAGGCUCUCAGAGCGUGUUGUGGUGAUUCCUGGGAAAGUAGAGGAAGUGUCCCUACCCGAGCAGGUGGACAUAAUCAUCUCUGAACCCAUGGGCUAUAUGCUGUUCAACGAAAGGAUGCUGGAGAGCUACCUGCAUGCCAAAAAAUUCCUCAAGCCCAACGGCAAAAUGUUUCCCACAAUCGGAGAUGUGCACCUCGCCCCUUUCACAGAUGAGCAGCUUUACAUGGAGCAGUUUACAAAGGCCAAUUUCUGGUACCAGCCGUCUUUCCAUGGGGUGGAUCUGUCUGCGCUGAGAGGAGCCGCAGUAGACGAAUACUUCAGACAGCCGAUUGUGGACACGUUCGAUAUCAGGAUCCUGAUGGCCAAAUCGGUGAAAUAUACAGUCAACUUUUUAGAAGCUAAAGAAGAGGAUCUUUACAAGAUAGAAAUCCCUUUCAAAUUCCACAUGAUGCAUUCAGGGCUUGUACAUGGGCUAGCUUUUUGGUUUGAUGUCGCAUUCAUUGGAUCAGUGAUGACGGUGUGGCUAUCCACGGCCCCCACAGAACCCCUCACCCACUGGUACCAGGUGCGCUGUCUGCUGCAGUCUCCCCUCUUUGCCAAGGCAGGGGACACGAUGUCAGGCACUGCACUUUUAAUCGCCAACAAGAGACAAAGCUAUGACAUUAGUAUUGUUGCUCAAGUGGACCAGACAGGCUCCAAGUCCAGCAAUCUACUUGACCUCAAGAACCCCUUCUUCCGGUACACGGGCACGACACCGGCCCCUCCUCCAGGCUCACACUAUUCUUCUCCGUCAGAGAACAUGUGGAACACUGGAGGAACCUACAGCAUGAGCCAGGGCAUGUCUGUGUCAGGGAUGCCUGCAGCCUAUGAUCUCAGUACUGUCAUUGGUGGCAGUGGGACUACGGUGUCCCACAACAAUCUCAUCCCCAUUGGUACAGACACGCAUGCACUGAACACAGGGAUUGUGAAUCACACUCACUCCAGAAUGGGUUCUAUAAUGAGCACCGGAAUCGUCCAGGGGGCCACAACUGCCCAGCAGGGUCCCAGCAGCAGCAGUCCCUAUUACCCCGUCACCAACCAGUUCACCAUGGGCGGCCCGGCUAUCUCCAUGGCAUCCCCUAUGGCCAUCCCCAGCAACACCAUGCACUACGGGAGCUAAGGCCAAAGGACGGCCUUUGCAUGUCCAGUUACCCCCUCCCUCCUCUAACCACCCUACCCCCCCACCCCCAGCCCCUGCAAACUGACCGCAGCCAAAUUCAGAAUACCAAAACCAAUGCACCAGUCUCUGACCAUCACUUUAUAGCCUCUCUCUCUAUAUAUAAAUAUACAUGUAUACGUAUGUAUAUAUAUAUUCUAAACUGUUUCUCUCACUGGUGUUUUAUUCUUACAUAUCCGUCCCGCGACCCAAUAGCGUUAACAUGUGCAGGCAUUCGGCCGGUUCAACACGCCUGAGGUGUAUCAUUGUUAACCCUCACCCCCCCUUUCCCACCUCAAUCACAGCGCCUGCUCCACAACCAGCCACUGGGAGGCAGCACUUGUCUGUAAGCAUGCUGAAAAAGCACAAACCAGAGACUCAAUGAAAAGGACUCUUUCGGAAGAACGCUGACAACGGGACUUUUUUUUUUUUUUUUUUUAUAAAUGCUUUACAAAUGUGCACAUGUUUGCCCUUACUUUAUGAACUCCCACUUCUUUCUUUUUUUUUUUUUUUUAGCCACAUAAAUGCCAUCAUUGACUAUUGAUAUGAAUUGGAGAUCUAUUGCAGGAUCUUUCCACUGUUCCUAACAGCUCCGACUCUGUUAAACUUUUUUUUUUUUUUUUUUCGUUUUCGGUGAGAUCGACCGGCUGUCGCAUCUCCAUUCUCUCAGCAUGGGCUUCUGCCGGGCCAUCUCCAUGUUCACAAACCUCUCAUCGCUGGCCAGAAGAAACGGACACAUGCUCACAAAGCUCAUCACGACUACUAGCGCAGCGCCGCUGGAUCCUGCCUGUAGACAACCAUAGUGUAGAUAGAGAUCGUCUUACUUUCAUUCCAGUGACUGUGUGUUUUAAUGUAGUGCAGUCCCAGAUUUAUGUGUCGCUUGGUGUUCUCUGAGGUGAAUUCUGAGCAUGGAUUAUCCAGACUGCUUCUGUCGGCCUCCGACUCCAUAUCGGCGCUGAUCUGACUUGUAAAUUUGGAGGAUUCAUUGUUAGUCAAUUAUAAGGACACAGAGGUUUUAGGAAUAAGAAUAUCAGCACCAAAACCCUCCUUUAUCAGGCAAGGAGGACGGCGGAGUGCUGGGAAGGACAGUCUGCACUGGGGGGAGGAAGACCGAUGGAUGAACGACAUAAACAGUGAGGUCCGCACUGGACACGCACUGACCACUGCAGCAGGAAUUGCAGUAUCCUAGUUUACACCCCCCUCCAGAACCCUUAUCUUGUCAAGUUCUGUGUUUUGAGACCUGUUGAGGAAAGGAGGAGAUCAAGUGAUGCCAGACUAGCUAUAAUUUUCCUCCCCCCUCUCUCUCUCUCUCUCUCUCUCUCUCUCUCCUCCUCUCCUUCACCGGGGAUAUGAUAAUAGCCCCAUCAAAGACUAUGAAGUCGUAUGCACCGCUUCCAGUCACCUUUUUUCUUCGGUUAAUUCAGUUUGAUUUAGCAACGAUCAUGAGAUGAAAACAACCAUGUCUGCUAGUUUGUAGAAUUAACUUUUUUUUUUUUUUUUUUUUCACAAAAAAAAGCAACAGACAAAAAAAAGGAGCAAAUUAAAUGUUGAUGGAGAAGUCCCUAA